AGUGACAACAAUAUUUUAUUUUAUCAAUUUGCUAAUGAAAAUAGAGAAAGAAAGUGAAUGAAGUUUGACCCUGUGAAUAGUGAACAUGCAUUAUAAUUUGGAACGGAGGGAGUAUUUUUUUUUUUGGGGAAAAGUGUAGCAAAGUGACCAAAAUACAAUUCAAGUUUGAGAAGAAAAGAUUGAUUUUGGGCCGAAGCCCAAACCCAUUAUUAAAUCAACAACAAAAUUGGCCCAAGACUCCAUCCUCCUCUUUUGUUUCACGCAAAAAAAAAGGGCCAUCUUCUUCAUUGCGCAAGAGGCGGACGACCAAAUCAAAGACGCACCAAUGUUCGCGACAAUUAAUCAUCCAACUGGAAGAAUUUCAACGGGACAUUUUCUUGCUAUAAAUUGAAGGCAAAUUGCACUAUUCCAAGGGGGGAAACACAAGACGAACAACGACGAGUGAGAGAGCCCCGGCGUUGUGGCCGACGUUCGACGAUGACCGGCGUGGCAGUAGCUCCGGGCAGAGGUUACGAGGUUCCUUCAAGCUCCAAUUCCUUCAAUUUCUUCAUCUUCUUCUUCAUAAAUUGGGUGGGCCGUAAAGUUGUCAGGAAGAUGCCUGGGUGGGUGCGCGGCGUCGAAUUUGCCGGAAGUGGCCGAAAUCUGCAAAUACCCCCCAGAAACCGCCGUGACGGGUCGCAAUUGAAUCCCAGCGAUUCCGGCGUCCAAAUCCCACGGUGCUGGUGGCGAUGGGGUCGUAUGGACCUCAGGAGGCGUUUGGGAGUGGUGGGGAAGCUCGCCGCUGCGUGUGGUGGCCGGAGCUGAUUGGGCAGCGGCAUGGACGACGGCUGUUGCGAUAUGAUGUUUCCCGGCAGCUUUUCUGGACGGUCAGCGAAUUUGCGAGCGGACGGUCAACGUUUGCGCCUCUGGAGUCACGACGAUUGGCCGAUUGCAGAUUAUGGGAAGCUAAUCUGCUAUUC
This is a messenger RNA of Cuscuta campestris, 959 nucleotides long. NCBI's taxonomy places the organism in Eukaryota, Viridiplantae, Streptophyta, Magnoliopsida, Solanales, Convolvulaceae. The record is from the annotation of a GenBank genome assembly.